CCAUGAGAAUUACUAAGUACCUCGUGGACGCUAAUGAGGUCAGCUACACUUACUGACACAUCCAUGACAUAGAGGGCCACUGAUGGAGGCUGUGGGCUUGGAGGAACCGGUUGAGCCGCCUCCUGCCAGCACACCCUACACCGCCCAGCAUGCCCUUUCCUGAGAGAGCAGGUGGGAAAUAGUUAAUGCUCAUCGGCUGAGACUCCUGGCUCUGGCACAAGCCCAGCUGCCCCUGGCAACGCUUCUCUCCUUCCUGGAGACCAGUUUCUAAGUUUACUCUCCCUUCUCCACGGGGCAAGAAGCGAGCUUUCUGUUUCUCGAAGGUUCCAAGGCGAGAGGGAAAAGGCGGGAAAUUGGCGGAAGCGUGGCUCCAAGCGGACGGAGCCAGCGUGGCGGUCACGUGCCUGGCGCGCUGCCUGCCGGGAGCUGGGCCCCGGGCGCCUGCGCAGAGGAGCACGAAGCCUUGGCGCUCCCACGCUUCUGAGGAGGCAGGUCGUGGCCGAAUCUCCCCCUCGCGAGUGGGACAAGGGGUUUGUGCCUCCAGAGUAUGAUGGCAAACCACCUCGUAAAACCUGAUUCUAGAAACUGCAAGAGGUCAAGAGAAUUGGAGCCUCAGGUGUCAGAUAGUCCACAGGUACCCUCUCUUGAAAAAUCGGAUUCUUCUUUCUCUGAAUGUUCUGGACUCCUUUAUAAAGAGGAAACCCUGGAGAAGGAUUUGAGCGAUAUGAGCAAGGAAAUUAAUCUGAUGUUGUCUACAUAUGCAAAGCUUUUGAGUGAGAGAGCAGCAGUAGAUGCAUCUUACAUUGACGAGCUAGAUGGACUCUUCAAAGAAGCCAAUAUUAUUGAAAACUUUCUGGAACAAAAAAGAGAGUUCGUAAAGCAGAGGUUCACAUUGAUUACCAACACCCUGCACAAGUAAAGUGUCUUUACCAACUGAAAGUCCAUUCCUAUUAUUGCUGUAGUCUACUUGUUAAAGAAAAUAUAUGUAGUGAACUGUAACUUUUUCUAAUUUAAAGGGGGUUUUAACAUGAACAGUAAUAUGAAGUUUGUAAUUUUUCUUUUGAGGGUCAAAUAUUUGGCACAUUAUAUAAAAAUGUAAAUUAAAAAUUACAUAUGUGUU
Messenger RNA from Peromyscus leucopus (white-footed mouse), 1120 nucleotides. It is a transcript of the gene Tex12, whose product is annotated as testis expressed 12. Gene Ontology annotation, cellular component: central element. The transcript has 5 exons. Bases 548 to 919 code for a protein of 123 amino acids. Gene Ontology annotation, biological process: synaptonemal complex assembly. Lineage: Eukaryota; Metazoa; Chordata; Mammalia; Rodentia; Cricetidae. The record is from RefSeq and is a predicted model, not a curated record.